This is a messenger RNA of Ilyonectria robusta, 2762 nucleotides long. Its product is annotated as heterokaryon incompatibility protein-domain-containing protein. The record is from RefSeq and is a predicted model, not a curated record. Bases 98 to 2284 code for a protein of 728 amino acids. NCBI's taxonomy places the organism in Eukaryota, Fungi, Ascomycota, Sordariomycetes, Hypocreales, Nectriaceae. The transcript is spliced from 3 exons. Gene Ontology annotation, molecular function: protein binding.
AUAACAGCAAGCCUCCGUGGGCGAGAGAGAGCAAUCGCAUCCUUCUCAAUUCUCAUGCUUCCUUAACCCUCUAACAGAGUCAUAUCAGAUUCUCACUAUGGCGGCCAUUCCUUCAACCACUAGUCCUAAGGGUGGGACGAUGACUGUCGAGUAUGAGUCUCUUGAUCUAGAGAAGGGAGAAAUCCGUUUGGCAACUAUAUUCCCUGGCUCAUUUGACGAUCCGAUCCGGCUCUCAUUCCGCCAUGUCCAUCUUCCAAUCCCGGAACAGGAUUUGAUCCCACUGGCUGUAGGUUCGGAGAGCUUAGAGUCGUUGAGGGAGACCCUUCCAGCCGGGUGGAAAGCCGAACACACACUCGAGGGAAGACUCUUGUUCUGGAAGGAGGAUGGUUCCGAGUCAUCAUGGACUCAUCCGGACCCCACGUACUCCUUCGACCCAGCUCGCUUCUCCGCACAAGUACCGCUCGAUCCCAGCCUACCUCCGUACGAGGCACUGUCUUAUUGCUGGGGAGAGCGCUACCCUGAAGAAACCAUCUUCAUCGAGUCCAAGACGCCGCCGUUUGUCAUGCCCGCGCAACCUAACCUCGUCAAGGCCCUGCGUCAUCUCCGACAUGCUGAUGCGCCACGCACGCUGUGGAUUGAUGCCGUCUGCAUCAACCAGUACGACAAGAUCGAGCGCGGUCGCCACGUAGCUCGCAUGGGUAGCAUCUACGCCCUCGCGCCGCGGGUCGUUACCUGGCUUGGCCCUGCCACUGCCACCAGCGACGAGGCGCUCGAUGAGCUGGAGAAUAUGGGGAGGCAAAUCGAGAUCACCGCCAGCGGCAGCUACCGGGCCCCUGGAGCAGACCAUCCGGAGUGGGCUCAGCGUUACCCCUGUACCCCUGAGAAGUGGAACGCCCUGAGCCGUCUCUUCUGGGACCACGCCUGGUGGCAGCGGCUAUGGAUCUGGCAAGAGAUCAUGCUGGCACGCUCCAGCAUCUCAGACGGCGCCAUUUUGCAGUGUGGCAACAAGACCAUCUCGUGGUAUCUGGCACGCCGUGCUCUCCGGCUGCUGCGCGAGACUGUGCUUCCCGACGCCAGCAUGAGGAAGGGACUCUAUCCGUCACCCGUCAUGUGGUUGCCACACACCUUUGCAGGAACGAGCAUUCGGGACUGGGACAGCCUGUCUUAUAUAAUGAGGUCGACAAGUCAGUCAGGAUGCACGGAUCCGCGAGAUCGUGUGUACGCCCUGCUAGGUCUCAUUCCCAAGAGGCUUGCGGACAAGAUUGUCCCCGACUACGACGCGAGCGCGGCCCAGGUCUUCCAGGAUGCUUUCCUGUCUUUUCUUGAGGUUAACAGCAACCUCAUACUGCUCAAGUUCUGCGAUGGCAAGCUGAGAACCGAGACUUGGGACGGGCCAAGUUGGGUUCCGGACUGGCAGGUUGGCGUUACCGUCACGCCGCAACAAGCGCGAGCCGCUGGAGGGACCAAGGCUAAGGCGAGCCUUGUCGCUCCUGGAGUUCUCGGGGUCGUCGGUGUUGCAGCUGCCCGUGUGGGUGCCAUCAGCGAAUCUCACUGGCUCAAGGACACGGCACAAUCGUCGACUUUGGAAAUCUGGGACAUCAUCAAGGCCUGGCAUCAUCUUUGGGAAACUAGCCCGGGAACAUCCACCGGGAUAGAGUUCUUCACCGCGCUUCGCUACGGCUGGGUCUGGGAACGCAGAAACAUCGGUGUCUCGGCUCGCGAGUACGACCAGGAGUAUCGGGCCCUAGUAAAUCGCGAAGCUCAAGUCAAUGACGAUGACUUGGUUCGUGGGCAUCUCCUGCAAGAUAUGGUCCGGGAUGAGAAGAACUGCACCUUUUUCUGCACCCAGGACGGCCUGGCGGGAAUGGGACCAGUUGGAAUGGCCUCCGACGAUAUCGUAGCAGUUCUGCUCGGCUGCCCUCAUCCGAUUAUCCUGCGAGCAAUCAUAGACUCCGACAAGAGCACCGACGCAGCCUAUCAAGUCAUCGGGCCUGCCUAUGUCAGUGGUUUGAUGGAGUCUCAAGCCAUCCUAGGCCCACUGCCAUCUCCAUGGAAAAUCAGGGUUGAUCAUUCCACGGGGAAAGAAAGGUGGAUCUGGUACAACCCCGAGACCAAGGAACUCUCGCCUGAUUUGCGAUAUGGAGAUCUGCCAGCUGGCUGGACACAGGCCGGAGACGGAACCUUGAAAGAUGAGCAUGGCGAUGUGCAGACUGAGGACCCCAGGGAAUCCAUUGAUGCCUUGAAGGCGAGAGGGGUCCAGCUCGAGAAAUUCCGGCUGUAUUGAGCGUGCGACUCUGGCCGAUGGGCUUGGUUUAUGUCGGCACUGGAAAAUUCAAAUACAUCUCUUCAGGUGGCUUGGGAAUAUCAAACCUAAAAUCCGUUGAAGCAUCAGAUUGAGAUGGCGUCACGCGUAUGUAUCGUGCUUUGUGGCAAUCGAAGUGACAAGGAUACAUUCGCUCAACUUUCAAUAAGUGCGCCGUCUCUAAUUCUCGCCCGGUAGUCUUGAGAACCGGGAUGAAAAUGAAGGCUUGUGAAGCAUCCAACUCUGCAUGGAGACAUAUUCUGAAAAUUAUCUUAGAAGGCCUAUCAGUGAUAUAUCUUCAGUACUUGUUUAUUGUUGAGCCAAUGGCUCUGAUACGAAUCGACAUGGUUACGAGCAAGUGGGAAUAUGCAUCACUGCAUCACAACUGCCUUCGUCCCUGAGCCAUCCCUGAGCUCUCUUAAUUAGGAAUUAGACGCUAAAUAAAUCGAGAAAAUUUUAC